This is a messenger RNA of Panonychus citri (citrus red mite), 1375 nucleotides long. RefSeq lists its product as uncharacterized. The record is from RefSeq and is a predicted model, not a curated record. The transcript has 3 exons. The coding region runs from base 104 to 1009 and encodes 301 amino acids. Lineage: Eukaryota; Metazoa; Arthropoda; Arachnida; Trombidiformes; Tetranychidae.
GCCUCUCUUUUCUAAGUUUAAGAGUUUCCUUUACUCUUUCUAACUAAAAUUUUCUCUUUUCUUUCUUUCUGUGUUUUUUCAAACCUUCUCUUGGUUUAGUGUAAUGUAUUUUCUUCCUUCGACUUCUUUUCAAGUAAUAGAUGACAAUUUCACUUCUGUGGUUGCUCAACAAAAACCUUUGCAGCCAAACAAUGCAGGCCAAGGGAUGGUUAUGGUUAACACCACCCAACAGGCUACACCUAAUCAAACAUCAAUUCCACAGUUAGAAGUGGCGGAACUACAGGAAAGUCCAUACACUAUUGAAGAGUUGGCUGCUGAUCCUUCUUUCUCAUCGGCGGCCUUAUGCUUCUACCAAGCUGAUAGAAUGGUUAUUCUGGAAACCCAAAAUCCAAACAAAAGUCAAACUGAAUUAGUGACUAUGACAAUUCAAGAAUGGCAUAGCAAGUUGACGACCAGUCAAAAAGCAAAAUAUCUUAGGAUAGCUGAACGAAUGGGCCUUGCAAGUAUUUGUAGAGCACCUCCAGGGACCCAUGGACAAGGAAAUCUUUUGUCAAUGUCAUCAUACGUUAAUUCAGGCCCACCGCCACCUUAUGGUGCAGGCCCAAUGUGUUUGGAAGAAAUGUUAAAACGAGAACCCAAAAAACCACCUAAAAAUGGUUAUUCACUAUUCACAUCAGAACAAUUAGCCAAGUAUGUAAAUGUUGAACCUCAGAAACGAUUGGCAGAAGUUGCACGGAUUUGGAGGGAGAAUGUCACUCAAGAGGAAAAAGAACAAUACGAUGCUAGGAACAAAGUUCUUCUAGCGCAAUAUCACAGACAAUUGGAAAAUUUCAUCGAGACCCUGACUCCCGAAGAGCGUUAUAUUUAUGAUGAUUAUUGUCGAAAAAGGAACAAGUACAAGCACCACAAGAAAAAGUAUAAGGGCGAUGAUGGUUUGGAACCUAAAAAGAAGAGCAAAAAGAAGAAGGAUGUUGUUCAACAGCAACAACAGCAAGUGCUCCAUCAAUGAAAUCAAUUUGUUUCAACUGAUUUUUCAUCUUAAAUUCUGUAACUGCUUCUUCUAUAACUCUUCUCUUAUUCUAUUUCUUUCCAAUCUCUCUCUUUCUCUCUCUCUCUCUUUCUCCCCUUGUUCAUCAUCAUUACCAUCGUCUUCGUCUUCUUGUUUAAUUAUAACUUGUGAUUUAUCAAUUAACCGAUGUAUCUAAACAUCAUCACAUUAAUUACAACACUGACUGUAUUAUAAAGAUAAUUAUAAAACCUAAAAAAGCAAGACCAUUAAAAAAAGACAAAACAAAGAUGAAGAACUGUAAAAAAUGGUCAUGUAUCAACAUCUAAAUCAAUCUAAUACACAUAAAAUAUACUAAAAACAUUGUGA